Molecule: messenger RNA, 1177 nt
Organism: Diatraea saccharalis (sugarcane borer)
Lineage: Eukaryota; Metazoa; Arthropoda; Insecta; Lepidoptera; Crambidae
Source: the annotation of a GenBank genome assembly
AUACCGUUGACGUUGUCAUAGGUAGGAAGGAAUUGAAGUCGUCUCUUUCUUUCUUGAAAGACCGUCGAAAGUGCGGUUUCUUUACGAUUAUUCAACAAGUUUUUUUUAUAAAAUGCAAUGCAAUAAUAAAGGGACAAAAAAUUUAAAUUCAAAAAGCUAAUUCAUAACUGUUUCAGAAAAUGUCCGCACUUGCUCACGAGAAAGUUUGGCUCGAAAGAACUGUCUUCAAUGAUGCUGAGAGGAAAUAUUACGAGUCUAAAUCUAAAGUACAAGUUCCUCUAGCACUAACUCAAUCUUCUUUGGCCAAUGAAGUGGCAAAGGCUAGACAGCACAUCAAAAAUUCUCUUGAGUGUAUGGACAGUGUUGCUACCUUAGCUGGUGCACCAAACCCUGAGAUUGCAAAUAGACUUGAUCGUCUUGAAAAAGAAAACACUUCUCUUAAGAAGACUAUUGAUGACUUAAGCAAUCUUAUAAUCAGCCUUCAAGUUAGAGUGGAAACAUUGGAAUCUACCAGCAAAUCCAGUAUUGAAAUUCCAAAAGUAAGACAGUAUUUACGUUUAUCUAUUCAAAAAUACUCCUUUUAUUUAUAUAUAAAAGUGCAGUAUUGAUUGUACAAGAGUUUUUAUUUACUUGUAAAAUUUUCAAAUGUUUUAGCCCACAUCAACCACAGCUCCAGUUACAAAAACUGAAGAUUCUGAUGAUGGUGUAGACUUAUUUGGAUCUGAUGACGAAGAAGAGAACGAAGCAGCAGCAAAAUUAAGAGAGGAACGAUUAGCUGCAUAUAACGCAAAGAAGGCUAAAAAACCUGUUCUUAUUGCUAAGUCAAAUAUUAUCCUGGAUGUAAAACCAUGGGAUGAUGAGACUGAUAUGACUGCUAUGGAACAGGCAGUGAGACAAAUCACUACAGAUGGUCUCCUAUGGGGUGCUGCAAAAUUGGUGCCCCUGGCUUAUGGCAUUCAUAAACUGCAGAUUUCUUGUGUUGUAGAAGAUGAUAAAGUGUCUAUAGAUUGGUUGACUGAAGAAAUAGAAAAACUGGAAGACUUUGUACAAAGUGUCGAUAUAGCUGCUUUUAAUAAAGUUUAAAAUGACAAAUAAAUUUCAUUGUUGAUAAUAUAACUUUUACAUUUAUUUUCACUAGCUUUAUGCCAGUGGCUUUGUUCUGUAUUAUACGAUAGUA